AUGUCUGACGCCGACCUGCGUAUUUUGGCCAUCGACCCCAGGAUGCCCGGCUCAACCCACGACUCAUAUGUGUGGAGGCGUUCGUGGGUGCGCCAGGAGUGGGUCGCUGGCCAUCUUGUCAGGCACAAUGAGUACCUGCUUGGAGACAGUGGGUACCCCCUGGAGCCCUGGCUGAAAACUCCUGUGCCUGUGCGGCCAGCACUUGGCACAACGGCUCGGCAAUACAAUCAGGCUCACGCCUCCAUGAGGGCAGUCGUGGAGCGCUGCACCGGGCUGCUGAAGAGCAGGUUCCGGUGCUUGCACAGGCACCGAACCCUUUAUCAUCAUCCGAAGAUCGCCGCCACGAUCGUGGCAGCCUGUGCGGUGCUCCACAAUGUCUGCCUCUGCUCAGGAGAGGCUGAGCCAGAGCCCCAGUCAGACUCAGACAGCAGUUCUGACGAGGACGAUGACGAAGAAGAAAGCGCCGACGCGCUCGCCUACUAA
This is a messenger RNA of Ixodes scapularis (black-legged tick), 483 nucleotides long. RefSeq names its product putative nuclease HARBI1. The record is from RefSeq and is a predicted model, not a curated record. NCBI's taxonomy places the organism in Eukaryota, Metazoa, Arthropoda, Arachnida, Ixodida, Ixodidae. The transcript is spliced from 2 exons. The coding region runs from base 1 to 483 and encodes 160 amino acids.